GUAUAAAAAACCCACUCUGGGCUCAGACAAACGGAGAGUUGUAAGUAGAAGUAAGGAGAAUAAGAGCGAAUGCUACCAGCCAGCGAACAAGGUUACUCGUGUGCUUAAAAUAAGGAGAAUUGUUAGUGUUUGUUUGACUUUGGCCAGAGUGCCCUUUUCUUUGUUUUGUGUGUUGUUUUUGUUUAAACUGUUUAUUUUGUUAAUUAUUAAAUACAAGCGCAGCAGCCCGUUUUGCUCAUACCAUCUUGUGUUGUUUAAUUUCCUGGUCUGACGGCACCACUCAAACCAUCCUUUCACACUAAUUGUUAAAAGCAUUUUGGAGACAGUGCCAACGUUUCCAUACCACAGCAAAAAGUUUAAUUCUUUGCAAGUGGCAGCAUAUGACUUCAGUCUCCCUGUCAGGAUUAACAACACAGGAGCUCCACCUCCCAGUUCUAUACCCAAAACGCCUUCUGUAUCUGAGAAGCACAUUGUGACUCCUCGACCACCGAUAGUGACUGUGGAUACUCCAUCACGCAGAGUGCAGGCAACUGAUAAGUGUUCACAGUUUCUCCUAGACCCCUCUACCUUCUGUCAAACCAGUGAUGUUUAAAAAACUUGAAAAAAUGACGCUUUGUUGAUCUCAUUGAAGGACACUGAUCGUACAGAGCAUGCUGCAGAGGCUCCAUUAACAAUUAACUCUGAGACCCCCACUUGAAAUAUCUAGGUCAAACUGUGUAACCUGGGUGUUUUGACUGAAAAUACCCACCAGCCCGCCCAGGAAGCUACAGUGCAGAAGUCCCUCUGUUUCUGAAUGAGGACCACAUCCAUCCCUACAGACACAUCUCCCUUUCUGGCAUUGGUUCCUGCUUCCAGUUGCCGCAACAGCAGCAUUUUAACAGCUUACCCUUACCUGGCUCUUCAUUGCUCAGUUCAGCAGAUUGUCUUAAAAAGUGGACAGCUAAAUGGUGCCAAUGGCAAACCCCAGAGCACCGGAGAAGCUAUUCUACGUCCAUGUUAUAUCCCUGGAACCCUCUCUUUUAGUACUUCCUCCAGUUCAACAUUUAUAGUCACAAGCUCCACCUGUGAGGAAUCAUUUUCAGAAGAAAAUCUAUCUGGAAAAGGAAGAAAUAAGACCGAUGAGACUGACCCACAAGGCAGGAAAAACACACUCGGAUUUCCAAACUUUCCUGCAGAGAACUCAGAGGAAGGACACUUCUACUAUGGGAUUUUAAAGGCUGUACAAAAAUGGUGUAGUCUCUUCGGCUGGCCUAAAGGUUCUCACCCCAUUUCUCUUCUGCAGUCACUGAGAAGUGCUGUAUGUAAAGUUCAGAAAUCAACCUCACCACAUAGAAAGGCUUCCUAUCAAGUCAGCCAUGGAAAGGACACAAAAACCGUUUGUGACAUGUUGUUCCACCUGAGUGGCCAGAUGUUACCGGGAAUCACUGCAAGCCAGUCUUUGCCCUUUGACCUCAAUGAGCGUGCUCUACAGCUUCAUUGUCAACAUUCCACCCUGCUUACCUUUCUAAAGUGUUGGUACUUUGUUUCAACAAAUAACCCCAGCAAUCUGUUUGAAUGUGGAACACAUUCCAAAAAUGAAUCCUGACCCUCUAUGCAGCAAUAUUUACUCAACAUCUGAGCGAAAUCUUCUCACCUGGCUGAACUUCAAUUAUGAAAAAAUUAUAAGCAUAGUGUGGAGAGGCAGCA
Messenger RNA from Acipenser ruthenus (sterlet), 1686 nucleotides. RefSeq names its product cilia- and flagella-associated protein 47-like. The coding region runs from base 794 to 1585 and encodes 263 amino acids. Lineage: Eukaryota; Metazoa; Chordata; Actinopteri; Acipenseriformes; Acipenseridae. The transcript has 9 exons. The record is from RefSeq and is a predicted model, not a curated record.